Molecule: messenger RNA, 926 nt
Organism: Haliaeetus leucocephalus (bald eagle)
Lineage: Eukaryota; Metazoa; Chordata; Aves; Accipitriformes; Accipitridae
Gene: TMA16
Product: translation machinery associated 16 homolog (S. cerevisiae)
Exons: 10
Coding region: 287-613 (108 amino acids)
Cellular component (GO): nucleus
Source: RefSeq, a predicted model, not a curated record
AUCUUUGAUUUCUUUUCAGCCAAAGUUACGAAAAACCCAAGGAGGGAAGCAAGAGAAAAAAGUUAUCCAUCCUUACAGCAGAAAAGCUGCGCAGCUUGCAAGGGAAGCACACAAACAGGAGAAGAAAGAAAAGCUGAAGACUGACAAAGCUUUGCGUUUGAGUAUCAUUGCUGCCUUCAUACCUGGUACACACAUCAGAGAAAAAUUGCAAUGGUUUCAAAGUCACCUUGACCCCAAUAAAAUUGAGUACACGAAGAAGGAAGCUGGCGAACUAAUUGAAAAUUAUAUGUGUCGAUUCAAUGCUGAAUUGGAGCAGAUUGAAUUACAAAACAGUAUUAAAGGUAGACAAGGAAGACAGCAUGGUUCACGGGAAACUGUCAUCAAGCAGACCAUAGAACGUGAAAGACAGCUCUAUGAAGGCUAUGGAAUAGAAAUCCCAGACAUUAUGAACAGAAAGCAUCUUAAAUUUUUCAGAGAAUGGGAUGGUGAUCUGAGGAAACUACCAAACAUCAAAAUGAAAAAGCUCUCAGCUAGGGAUGCUGCUUGCAGUCACCCUGAGGUGGCAGAUGUGGAAGCUAAAGAAGAAUUGAAUAAAGCAGAAGAGGUGGUCUAAUGAGCACCAGCUGAUUCAGGAGCUAACACAGCUGAAGGGAAUUCUCUUUCAAGAGUAAAAUUCAUUAUAAUUGACUUCUAGACUUUCUUCCCCAAAAGAAGUAAGUUUUACGAAGCUCUCAAAAUGUACUAGCAAACCUAGAAGUAAAGUGGCACUUGAAGAUUCACUAUAGCCUUUGCCUGAACUUUCUUCUAGACUGAUUUGUUCUUUUGACUGCAUUUUUCAGGGCUCCUCAUUUGUAGUGUAGAAAACACUAUGCCUUAUUCUGCAAGGAAGAAACAAUGCUGGCUCUGUCAAACUGGCAUGACCUCAG